AUGGGGUUGUCCAAGUUAAAAGAAGGAAAUUUCUUGACAGUGGACAAAGAAAGUGAAUUUCUGAUCUCACCAAAUGGUACCUUCGCUGCUGGCUUUCUCAAGGUGGGCAAUAAUGCCUUUUGUUUCUCAAUAUGGUUCACAAAUUCUGCAGACAAAACUGUCGUCUGGAUGGCCAACAGAGACAGGCCGGUAAGCGCGAAGCAAUCCAAAAUGACACUCCAUGGGAAUGGAAACAUGGUCUUGACCGAUGCCUCCGGCGUAAUCGUCUGGUCAACCGACACCUUCUCUACUUCCGGCAUGGAAGCUCAUCUCCUUGAGACAGGAAACUUUGUCCUGAUCGAUCAAGCGUCGAAGCUGUUCAUCUGGGAGAGUUUCGAUUUCCCCACCGACACGCUUCUUCCUCUGCAGCCUCUUGUCAAGAACACAACCUUGGUGUCCAUGAGGAGUAAAGGUACUUACCUUAGUGGAGUAUAUAACUUGAAAUUUGAUGACAGUAAUGUAUUGGAUCUCAUCUAUAAUGGUCCACAACUUUCAAGUAUUUAUUGGCCAAUAGUGACUAAUGGUGUAUUUGCUGCGGGUAGAACACCUUACAAUAGCUCUAGAAUAGCAGUUUUUGAUGACUUUGGAGGGUUUCUAUCAAGUGAUAUAUUGGAGUUUAAAGCUUAUGAUUAUGGGAUUGGCCCAAAGCGCAGGUUAACUUUAGAUUACGAUGGAGUUUUGCGAUUGUACAGUCUAGAUGAGUCAACUGGCCUUUGGGACAUCUCAUGGUUGCCUGGUCGUUUAGAUUCUUGCCUUGUUCAAGGCCUUUGUGGGGAAUAUGGUAUAUGCAGCUACAAGACCAUAAAACCAGCAUGCACUUGUCCUAAUGGUUUCGAAAGAAACGAUCUUUCGGAUUGGUCUAAAGGAUGCAGACCAAAAGUUAAUCUGUCGAGUGAUUUGGAUACGAUGGAUUUUAUGCAGCUUCUCAACACGGAUUACUAUGGUUAUGACUUGGAAACUCUUAAAUUCGGAAUUUCCUUUCAAGAGUGCAGGAAUUCAUGCUUGACAGAUACUAGAUGCAAGGGGUUUGGAUAUACAUUUGAAGGACGAGCAAUGUGCUUCCCAAAAAGUCAACUUCUAAAUGGUUAUCACAUGCCAAAUUCUCAAAGUGUCUCGUAUAUUAAGGUGACAAAACUGAGCUCUCCAACUGUGAAUGCUUACGCCGAUGAUCAGUUGAUUUGUUCAGGAGCACAAGUUCUUCUUACCAGUAAUGACGCUAAAGGCGAAAAGAGCAAGAACAAUGGCUAUGUGAAGUACCUCAUGGCGUUUGUAGGUUCCUUUGGAGGCAUUGAAGUAAUCUUUCUCGGCUUGUGGUGGUGGUUUAUCUACCGAAAGCGCGUAAAUGAGGAGGUGAUCAACAUGGGAUACAUUGUCUUGGCCAUGGGUUUCAAACGGUUCAAACACGCAGAGUUGAAAAGGGCAACUAAGAACUUCAAAGAAGAGAUUGGAAAAGGGGGUUUCGGUUCUGUCUACAAAGCAAUUCUCGACGAUGGAAGAGUUGUAGCAGUCAAGAGAUUGGAAGGCAUUUUGCAAGGGAAUGCAGAGUUUUGGGCAGAAGUAAGCGUCAUUGGGAGCAUCAACCAUAGAAAUUUGGUGAAGCUAUGGGGCUUCUGUGCAGAAAAGGAGCACAAGUUGCUAGUCUACGACUACGUCGAAAACGGCUCAUUGGAUAAAUUCUUGUUCUCAGAUUCGUCUCCGACACUAGGAUUGAAGCAGAGGUACAACAUUGCACUAGGCACCGCAAAAGGGUUGUCAUAUCUACAUGAGGAAUGCCUUGAAUGGGUGCUUCACUGUGAUGUAAAGCCUCAAAACAUACUGCUAGAUGAUCAGCUAGAGCCUAAAGUUGCAGAUUUCGGCAUGUCAAAGCUCUUCAAAGACGUUAACCAUGACGCUGGAUUCUCUCGUGUUCGAGGCACCAGAGGAUACUUAGCCCCAGAAUGGAUGAUGAAUCUGAAAAUCGAUGCAAAGGCAGAUGUUUAUAGCUACGGGAUUGUGCUGUUGGAGCUUCUGACUGGGAAGUGUGUGUCUGAUUUCUUCUCAAUUAUUUCUCAUGACAAUGAGUUCAAUCACUUGGUUCAAUGGAUUACUGAGAAGAUUCGACAAGAAGGGUUAAAGGAAGUUCUUGAUCCUAGAAUUCCGGAUGAUGAGUUCGACCAAAAGAAGGUUGAGAGAUUGGUGAAUGUUGCUUUGUUGUGUGUGCAUGAAGAUCGCCAUUCAAGACCUGCAAUGAGUAAGGUUGUCGAGCUUUUGCUAGAAACUGAUGAACAAGCCUAGUUUUAAAGAUAUUAGCAACUAUAUAUGUAUUGGAGAAACUAUAUAUAUAUGUUGUACAAUUUACUUGCACAAAGACUAGACAAUGUUAUUUAGCUGUUGCAAAUA
Molecule: messenger RNA, 2418 nt
Organism: Morus notabilis
Lineage: Eukaryota; Viridiplantae; Streptophyta; Magnoliopsida; Rosales; Moraceae
Product: putative receptor protein kinase ZmPK1
Exons: 1
Coding region: 1-2313 (770 amino acids)
Biological process (GO): protein phosphorylation; recognition of pollen
Molecular function (GO): ATP binding; protein serine/threonine kinase activity
Source: RefSeq, a predicted model, not a curated record